CUCACCCUUCUGAGUUUGCUGUAAAGACAUAACCGCCGAAUCUCAAGCGACAGGACAUGACUAGCAUUUUAAGAAGUAAAUAUAGUCUAUAGCAACUUUCUUAUACCAUUUAUUCACGCGAUGGAGAUUUGUCUGGAUUUGUAGCGCUUUAUUCCUCACGAAGACGUAACUGGCAGGAAAUCUAUUUCUAUCGUCCAAGAUUCCACAGGGUCUGAGUUCGUCAAAUUAAGAGGAUUCAAGACGAAAUUUCAACGGUGACUUCUGAAGUUGGUCAUGAAACCAUCAGCACUUCGCUUUCACAGUUGACCAGAAUUAUCCCAACAUAUGGCAGUUCGUAGAAGGUUUCUUUCUUCUCGCAAGCUGAAAAGACUUGGGAAAGCUUUCAUUUUAUUUACUCUAGUAGGGUUCUUUAUUUGGCGUUACAUUUUGAAGUCUUCACAACAACGGUUAAGAAAAAACAUCCAACCAGAAACUGGCACAACAACUGUAAAGCCUCUCAUGGGUGCAGUGAACGUUCAUACAUGGCGGAAUUUGUGUGGCUUUGACGUCUCACAACUCAGAGAAUCAAUAUUUUUCCCUUACUUUCCCGAUGAACAGUUUGAAGUAUUCAUCACCGACUUUAAAAUUCAAGACAACACAGAACACUAUGGUCAACGCAUUUUUGGCUUUUUAUACCCACCCAGGAGUAUGUCCUACCGUUUUGCCAUAGCUUCUGAUGAUGCAUCAGAAUUUUGGCUUAGUUUUAGUGAAGAUCCACGUGAAAAGGAAUUGAGAGCAAAAGUGUUUUCAAAGAAUGCUUCUGCUUGGACCACUGAAAAUGUAUUGGAUAAAUAUCCAGAUCAAAUUUCGAAAACAGUGAACCUAUUUAACGGCAAGAAAUAUUACUUCGAAAUUCUUCACAAACAAGGCACCGAGAAUGGUUUUGUACAGUUGUAUUGGAAGAGUGCUCUAGAGGAUGAUUUCAAACUGAUAAAUGCAAAUUACAUAUCCACCUACCCAAUCAAAAUUCCAGUUCCUACAGAGAAAAAAGAUGCCCUUCAUAUGUCUUUUUUAGGACAGCACCAACACGAACUAGCAUUGAGGAAAUCCAAAAAAUUUAGAAAGGAAUACUUGUCAUUCUAUUCUCUGCCAUUCAUUCCCAGAAUAAGUUACUUACCCUCGUGCGAAUACAAAAGCAGUUAUCUGCUGCAGCAAGGAGUUCAUACGUACGAAGGGGUGAAAGCGGUUCCUGAAUCGAUCGUAUAUCCUGAGGACGAUACUGCAAUGGGUGACCUAGGCUACCUAAUAUCUUGGCCAAAUAAGGUUGCCAACAAGGAUGUAAUUCAAGCAGUUGUGGAUAAGCUUAUGACUUCUUUGAGACUGGGAACAUCCAAAAACUAUUUUCUAAAGAGAAUCCACAAAAUACUGCAGAGGACAGAUCCAGUUUACGGAGAUCGUUACUCUGUUGAGCUGGAGGUCGGUUUAGAGGGUACUAAACAGUCGUUUCGCCUGUCAGAACACGUCUUUCAAGAAAAGGUCAAUCACAGUUUGUGCUUCCAGGACGGUAUGGCUUGGAAUAAAGAGGCUAAAGUGUACUUCAUAGUCCCUGUCAAGGAUCAAGGAAAAUGGGUUUAUCACUUAAUCAACGAGCUCACCAUUGCUAGCUAUUUGACCGCUGAUACGAACUUUCAUGUCAUUAUCGUUGACUUUGAGAGUAAAGAUAUAGAUUUGCCAAAGGCGUUUGAUACCUCUCUUCUUCGCAACAGACAUACGAUUAUUUCGUUACAAGAUAAAUUUUUCAAGACUUUGGCGUUAAACACAGCAGUUGAACAUGUUCCAAGUGCGCAAGAUUUACUGUUUCUGUUUGAUCUCCAUACUGACGUACCAGUAGAUAUGUUGGACAGCGUUCGCAAGAACACAAUAGAGGGACGCUUUGUUUAUGCGCCUGUAGUUGGUCGCUUAGAUUGUGGUAGCACAUACGUCGAUCACAAAGGCUUCUGGGAGCUAAGCGGAUAUGGUUUUCUCAGUGUAUACAAAUCUGACUGGCAACGCUUUGGAGGAAUGAACACUGCUCUCUAUCAGUACAAGUGGGGUGGAGAAGACUGGGAUCUACUAGACCGUAUUCUCAACGCGAAGCUGGAAGUCGAGAGAGUCAAGCAUCCGGGACUUUAUCACCAUUAUCAAAUCAAACAAAAGACAUGGAACUAGAAGCACCGAUGGUGUUUGUAUGAAAGUUAACUAGUUUAAAAAUGGAUAUCCUUUCUAGCUAUUACCAAGUUUAGAUAUAUUAUACUUGAUAAAUCCGCUUUUAUCAGGAAUAGAUAUACGUCGAGUUCUGUGAUUGUAUUCAGUUGCGUUCGGUAUAUUUGACAUGUGGAUAGAAUUAUCUUUCGUAUAAAUCUCUUGUAGCCCAAACUCCUCUCGAAUCCUUCCGAAACAACAAGCGAGGUAUAGAGUAAUUCAUAAAAAGAUGCUCAAAGGAGAAGGAAUUAUUAGAAAAUAUAUAUAUAUAUGUACAGAAGAAAGACAUAUUAUAUCCAUUUGUUUUUCUCAGUCAU
Molecule: messenger RNA, 2537 nt
Organism: Pocillopora verrucosa
Lineage: Eukaryota; Metazoa; Cnidaria; Anthozoa; Scleractinia; Pocilloporidae
Source: RefSeq, a predicted model, not a curated record